AUGGCAGGGGUCGUGGCCACUGCCGAAAAAAUACCGACCACCGAGCUCUCCUUUACCAACUGCGUCAUCACCUCGCCCGGCGAUUUUCCGCCAGGAACCAAACAUGUGGAGAUCAGGACCCGAUCGUCAAAGGAUCGCUUUGUCUUCUCGAUUCGUGAAGAUCGUGCAAUGAAGCCGAAGACGGUUGGCUUUGGGUUAUAUCACCGGAAGAGGACGUUGAUCUCACUUGGUGAGGAGGUGAUGCUGCAGCCGUACAACGUCGAUUCGCGACAUUACAUUGGCGCCAUCACGUUUUCCGUGGAUUUUCGUGACAAGAAGAAGGCCGUGCAAGAUCCGCUGAAUUCCGACCAUAUGGCCCGAGAAUUUUCCGUCAAUUUUGCGAAUCAAGUCUUUACGAAGGGGAUGCAGCUGGUUUUUAGAUAUGUCGAUGAGAAGGACCGUGAACAUCUACUCGAAUUGACCGUCAAAUCUAUCGAUGGCAUCGAUCUUUCCAAGCAGGAUAGCGAGACGUUUUCGAUCGAAAUCGGACAGUUCAUCCCCAACUCGGCCGUCAUCUUCGACAAGGAAGAGGGCUCGACGAUCAGCCUCAUUGGAAAAAGCAAGGGUAAAUCCGCUUACCGGUCGAUCAUCAGCCCCGACUGGGACUUCCAGAAGUUGGGCGUCGGCGGCGUGGACAAGCAGUUCUCGGCCAUCUUCCGUCGUGCAUUCACCAGUCGAUUGUAUCCGCCGGAGUUUGCCGAGCAGCUCGGGCUAAAACACGUGCGCGGCAUCUUGCUCUACGGGCCGCCCGGAACCGGAAAAACGCUGAUUGCCCGUCAGAUUGGAAAGAUGUUGAACUCGCGCGAGCCGAAGAUUGUUAAUGGCCCGCAGAUUCUGGAUAAGUACGUCGGAGAGUCCGAGGCCAACAUCCGCAAGCUGUUCGCCGACGCCGAGGAGGAGUCGAAGAAAGCCGGCGCCAACUCCGGGCUACACAUCAUCAUCUUUGACGAGAUUGACGCGAUUUGCAAGCAGCGUGGAUCAAUGGCCGGUUCUUCUUCAGUCCAUGACACUGUCGUCAACCAGUUGCUGUCAAAGAUGGACGGUGUUGAUCAGCUGAACAAUAUUCUUGUGAUUGGUAUGACAAAUCGAAGGGAUAUGAUUGACGAGGCGUUGCUACGCCCUGGCCGUCUCGAAGUCGGCGUCGAGAUUGGGCUCCCCGACGAGACGGGUCGUUCCCAAAUCUUGCGCAUUCACACCGCCCGCAUGAGAGAAUUCGACAAGCUCGACAAGGACGUCGAUAUCGAUGACCUGGCCAAGAAGACGAAAAAUUUCUCGGGCGCCGAAAUCGAGGGACUUGUGCGCGCGGCCCAAAGUAUCGCCAUGAAUCGCCAUGUGAAGACGGCGGAAAAGGUGACGCUCGAUACAGAGGCCGUCGAGAAGCUGAAGGUGAACAUGGCCGAUUUCGAGCUGGCCUUGGAGAAUGAUAUCAAGCCGGCUUUUGGAAGAUCAGAGGAGACUGUGCAAAAGUUCCUACGUCGCGGCUAUAUCCCAUGGUGUCAAGAAGUCGAACAAAUCAUCCACAACGGCCAGCUGCUUGUCGAAGCAACACGCGAACCGGAAAGCAUCGGAUUCGUCACCUGCUUGUUGUCAGGGGCUUCUGGUUCCGGGAAAUCCUGUAUCGCGGCCAGAAUCUCCAAGGAAUCCGAGUUUCCGUUUAUUAAGGUGGUCUCCCCAGCGACGAUGGUCGGCUUCUCAGAGAUGGCGAAAUGCCAGGCACUGCACAGGGCUUUCUCGGAUGCGAUCAAGUCUCCGCUUUCCAUCCUCUUCCUCGACGAUAUCGAGUCGCUUCUCGAUUACACACCGCUUGGACCUCGUUUCUCGAACCUCGUGCUGCAAGCGCUGCGUGUGCUGUUGCGCGACCCUGUCCCCGAGGGCCAUCGGCUUCUCGUAUUGGCCACAACAUCGGAGCGCGAAUUCCUCGAGCACGCUGGCUUGCUGAAAUUCUUUGACCACCAAAUCCACGUGCCAAUGCUGUCGGAGCCUCGUCAUGUGAUCGCUGUGAUGCAGUCCUCCAAUGUUUUCACCGCCGCUGAGCUGCAGACGGCCGAUAAACAGCUGCGAGAGCUGAAACAAAGAGCCCAAAUCCACAUCGGUGUAAAGCGUGUCCUCGGACUGAUCGACUUUGUCCGCCGCUCCGACGGUGACCGCGCCGCUCUUCUCGUCUCACAGAUCGAAGCCAUGGGAAUGGGCAUUGAA
Molecule: messenger RNA, 2235 nt
Organism: Mesorhabditis spiculigera
Lineage: Eukaryota; Metazoa; Nematoda; Chromadorea; Rhabditida; Rhabditidae
Source: the annotation of a GenBank genome assembly